Pipra filicauda (Wire-tailed manakin) is the source of this 988-nucleotide messenger RNA. Its product is annotated as collagen alpha-1(I) chain-like. The record is from RefSeq and is a predicted model, not a curated record. Lineage: Eukaryota; Metazoa; Chordata; Aves; Passeriformes; Pipridae. The transcript is spliced from 3 exons. Bases 222 to 986 code for a protein of 254 amino acids.
GCACAGGCUGCUCCCGGCUCUGCCUGCGGAACUUCGGCAAUUGCCCCCAGCAGUUUUUUGCCCUGCCAUCCAGAAGGUGCGGCUCAUCUGACACCUGCCAGACGGGGAAGGUUCUGCCUGGGAGGGAAACGGCUACAGCAGAGGAAACCAAGAAACGUUCCAACCGGACGCUGCCGCGCGAGUCAAAGGAGGGAAGGACCGCAGGCAAAUACAGUCAGGAAAUGCGCUUUUAUUCAAUCUCUGCAGCGUUAAAUCCCCCCUUCCCAGCCACGGGCCGGAGGGAGCGCGGCCGGCUGGGCUGUGCCCGGCUGGGGACGGGCACCAAUUCAUCACUGCCCUGCUCAGGGAGGUUUUCCGGCCCUGUCCGGGAUUCACCCAACGGCUGCAAAGGUGCUCGUGUGACUUCCGAGCUCAUUUGCAGGGAUAAAGGAGCCAAACGAGUCCGGAGGGAUCCUUCGCUCCGAGGCAAAGGCGUCGGUCGAGUGUCGCCGCCUGGUCCCGCCUGCGGGGGGGCGUCUCCUCCAGGAACGUUCUCGGGGCUCCCCGGGCAGUCCCAGCUGGGCAGGGAACGCGGGCCGGGAGGAGGCCGGAGCGACAGAGAGCGACCCAGCCCUGCUUGGGCUUCCUAUUGCCGGGGGAUGGAGGAGCUGUGCCCUGGAGCUGUGCCCCGCAGCCCCCGUGGGGUGGGCACGGGGAAAGGGCUGCCCGCGGCUCCUCAGCCGGAUGUGCAUCCCUUUCCUCGGGGAAAAGAACUCCCCGGGGCCGCUCCCGAGGCUCCCAAGGGACAGCGGCUUCCCGCCCGGAGAGACGUCCUCGCCCCUGCUCAGGGGCUGCCUCGCCCCGGGCCGGGAGCGCGUCCGGCCCCCGCCUUCUCCUGGGCCAACACAUCCCCUGGAGCCCGGCCCGGGGCGGAAAACCGGCCGAAUUCCAGGGAACUCGCUCAAGUCCCCCCAGGGACACCAGCGGGGUUGGGGGAGGAGGGUUAGAA